CACACGUCAUCACUGGGCGCCACGUCGAGAAGGACCUCCAGUUGAUACGGAGAGCGAUGCACGUGAGUGUGUCAGUGAGGGGUUUUAGGAUCUAUACUUUACUAUUUUCGGGUCAAACAGGGAUUUUAAAGACCACACUGGACAAAACGCACACCUUGCUCUGUAAGUGGGUCAAAGGUAACUCUGAAAGCAGCUGGUCUCUCCGCCGCAGUGCCCGCAGCCCUGCCUGUCCUCCGCCGCCACAGUCCAGCAGUGAGCGGCGUGUCACCUGUGAAGUAACACAAAACCAGCAGCCGGUGGUCGGUGGUCGCACCCGGUGUCACCUGUCUGGUCCGCGGCUCCUGCAGGGCGGCGCGGCGGCGAUGGAAGAGGAGGCGGCGGGCAGCAGCGGCUCUGCGGCGGCGGCACAGGAGGCGACAGGGACGGCCAAGCGCAAGAGCGACGAGACGGAGGAGCCCGAGAGAAGCGGCCGAGGGAAGAGACGAAGAGGAGCCGGGGGGAAGAAACUCCGCCCGGGCGAGAGGUACAUCCCCCCUCCCCAGAAGAGGAACCCGGGGGUCAGCUUCAGCCAGGAGCACUUCGACGAGACGUCCUACUACUUCGAGGGCGGCCUCCGCAAAGUGCACCCGUACUACUUUGACUUUAAAACCUACUGCAAGGGCCGGUGGAUCGGGAAGAGCCUCCUGGAGGUGUUCAAGAGCGAGUUCAGAGCCGAGUCCAUAGAGUACUACCAGAGCGCUGCCAGAGAGGGCCGCAUCCGGCUGAACGAGACGCCGGUGGAGGAUCUGUCGGUCGUGCUCAGGAAUAAUGACCAUAUGAGGAACACGGUGCACCGCCACGAGCCUCCUGUGGUGGGACGGCCCCUGCAGGUUCUGGUGGACGAUGGGGAGGUGCUGGUGGUCAACAAGCCAGCCUCCAUCCCGGUCCAUCCCUGUGGCCGCUUCCGCCACAACACGGUGAUCUUCAUCCUGGGGAAGGAGCGGGGCAUCUCCGAGCUUCAUACGGUCCACAGGCUGGACAGACUCACCUCCGGGGUGCUGCUGUUCGCCAGGACGCUGGAGAUGUCCAAGAAACUGGACCAGCUGGUGAGAGACAGACAGCUUGAAAAGGAGUACGUGUGCCGAGUGGACGGGGAGUUCCCAGAGGGUGAGCUGAUCUGCGAGGAGCCCAUCCUGGUCGUCUCCUUUAAGAUCGGCCUCUGUCGGGUUGACCCCAAGGGAAAGGAGUGCCGGACCGUCUUCCAGAGGCUUAGCUUCAAUGGCACCACCAGCGUGGUCCGCUGCUUACCGCUCACCGGCCGCACACACCAAAUCCGCGUCCACCUGCAGUACCUGGGCUUCCCCAUCCUCCAUGACCCAGUCUACGGGUCUGCAGCCUGGGGCCCUCAGAGGGGCAAGGGAGGACUGGUUGGGAAAAGUGAUGAGGAGCUGCUGCAGGCUCUGGUAGAGGAGCAUCGCUCCAAGGAGAGUCUACACCUGCUGGAUAUACCAGAUGAUGGGAUUGGGCUUGUGCAAGAGGAAGGGAACACCGAGGCUGGGGCUUCUGGGAAAGAGGCAAAGAUUGAUAGUUUAGAUGGCAGCUCUGAACCUGAAAGGAGUGGGGAAAGUUGUCAGACACAGAGAGGGUGCGAUGGACACACAGACGUGGUUACCAAGGAGCAAAAAGAUUGUAACGUGAGCUCAAGCAGCGAUACACUGACUGAGGUGAGUCAAGGCACCAGCUGCACAGCGAUCAACACCACUAAAGACCUAAACAGCAAUAAUAACUCACUUAAGUCAAAUGGGAAUCAAACAGAGGCAACAGACUCGUCUCAGCAGGUCCCUCCGGGGACCAGAGACCACCUGUGUAGCGAGUGUAAACUCGUACGACCAGACCCCACCGAGAGGGAGCUCAUAAUGUAUCUCCAUGCUUUACGCUACAAAGGACCAGAUUUUGAAUAUUGCACAGAGCUGCCGGAUUGGGCCAAAGACGACUGGACUGAAGUUGAUUAGGAUCCUAAUGAACACUUUUGAUGAACAAGGCAUUCAGGCCACAGCUGCUGUGCAUAUUUAUCAGAGGAUCAGUCUGUGGCUAAAGUGAUGUUGAAUACUGAGUCACAUAUAGGACAUUAUUUGACUUAUUUGACAUCCUGAGAGAAGUUUUUACUUUUAGGCAACUUUGCUGUGAUACGUUUCUUGUUGUGAAUUUAUUUGGAGAUGGUAACAAGUGGCCCAGUUUAAUAGAUGAUAUUUAAUUUGUUUUCACCAGAAUGUAGGCUAACAUGUAUAAAUAUUUUUCCCCUUUAUGUCGGUUUUGCCUUAAACAUGAAUGAACAUGCAGUUUGAUUCAUUCUCAUUUUACCUUUCAGACUCUGAAUAACAGGAAUAUGGAUUUAUUUUAAAGUUGGAUCAUCCAGGCCUGUAAUUUGUCAGUUCUGCAGCCAUCAUUUUAAGUGAAAUAAAACCCAGUCUCAAGGAAAAAUAAACAAUUUGAUUUAUUACUUUCCACGUUUUCAAAAAUUAACAUUUCCAAGUAGAUAAUAGUGGUGGUGACCUUUUCAUUUUUUUUCUGUUCAUACAAAGCCUUUGAUGAAUUCGUUUCACUCAUCUCUUCUAAGGCAGGAUAUUUUAAUGAAUGUUUUUAAGUGAAGGCUUAUCUAAGAAUUGUGAUAAUACAGUCAACUGCCAAAAGGAAACACUUCUUACAACAAGACAGCUUGGAAAUAACCUUGCUCAGAGGCACGUUUGACAUGAAUCUAUUCUUGUCAAGGUCAUAGUGUUGAACCACCUUCACUGGAUCAGCAAACACCUUUGUGUUUCAUGUUACAUCACAUUUAAGACUAUAAACACAUCUCUUGAAACUUACAUAA
Molecule: messenger RNA, 2848 nt
Organism: Myripristis murdjan (pinecone soldierfish)
Lineage: Eukaryota; Metazoa; Chordata; Actinopteri; Holocentriformes; Holocentridae
Gene: rpusd2
Product: RNA pseudouridine synthase domain containing 2
Exons: 3
Coding region: 57-1991 (644 amino acids)
Biological process (GO): enzyme-directed rRNA pseudouridine synthesis
Molecular function (GO): RNA binding; pseudouridine synthase activity
Source: RefSeq, a predicted model, not a curated record